Molecule: messenger RNA, 1578 nt
Organism: Acanthochromis polyacanthus (spiny chromis)
Lineage: Eukaryota; Metazoa; Chordata; Actinopteri; Pomacentridae
Gene: tspan6
Product: tetraspanin 7
Exons: 8
Coding region: 155-910 (251 amino acids)
Cellular component (GO): membrane
Source: RefSeq, a predicted model, not a curated record
GGCUGUUGAUCCUCCAGGAAAGUGAAUUUGGGCUGCUGACGACACUUCCCCUCUCCGCUCGGGUUAUCCCUAGAUUUUUCUCUCCUCUCUGCGCUCCGGGACGCCGCGAAGUGAACUUUUCUCCGUGUUUUCGGCUCCGCGGUGAGACUCCAGCAUGUCGCCGCCGUCUCGACGGCUUCAGACGAAGCCAGUGAUCACCUGCCUGAAGACUUUCCUCAUCUCCUACAGCCUCAUUUUCUGGUUCACAGGCGUGAUCCUGCUGGCGGUCGGGGUGUGGGGGAAGGUGAGCCUGGAGACCUUCAUCUCCCUGGCUUCCGAGGAGAGCACCAAUGCACCAUAUGUCCUCAUUGGGACCGGAGCCACCAUCAUUAUUUUCGGACUGUUUGGAUGCUUCGCUACGUGCCGCGGAAGCACAUGGAUGCUGAAACUGUAUGCCAUGUUUUUGACCUUGGUGUUCCUGGCUGAACUCGUGGCCGGAGUCUCAGGCUUCAUCUUCAGGCAUGAGAUCAAGGCCAAAUUAGGAACGGCCUAUAAGAACGCUGUCAAGUCGUACAAUGGCACCGACACCAGCAGCUCUGCAGUGGACGCCAUCCAGAGGACUCUGCAGUGCUGCGGAGUGAAAAGUUACAGCGACUGGAACGAGACGGCUUACUUUAAAGAUAACGGCAUCCCUGCCAGCUGCUGUAAGACCAGCGCCAACUGCUCACCUGAGACCCUGAAAGACCUCAACAAAGCUGCGAAUGAAGUGUACACGAGGGGCUGCUUCACACUGGUGACCUCCGUGAUGGAGGGAAACCUUGGAAUCAUCGCUGGGAUCUCUUUCGGGAUCGCAUUCUUCCAGCUCAUUGGGAUAUUCCUGGCCUGCUGCUUGUCUCGAUACAUAACCAACAACCAGUAUGAGAUGGUCUAGCAGUCACCCUGCACAGGUUACUGAUGGGCAGCUCCUGGUGCAAACCGAGUCCACGUUUUAUUAUUGUGUAUGUUUGUGUUAGUCGUUAUCUUUUUAGAGAGGGAAAACACUCGCUGCUUCAUUCUUUUAUUCGAUCUCACCGAUGACAAACAAGCAGAAGGGAAACAUGCGAAAGGGAAAUCACAAGGGGAAAAAAAUCCCCGCAGCUUCGUUUGACCAAAAGGAGAAGGGACGGGAAAACACCGGAGAUCAUUUGUCACUCCUGGGAUCCAAUUAGGGAAUUUCCAUUAAAGCGUAGAUGUCAAUAUGUAGUUGUUACUUUCUCAUUUGACUUAAUUCAUUUUCACAUCUUGUCUUGCAACUGCCUUAUUUUGUAAUUUUGCUAUUAAUUAGUCUGUAGCAGACAAUAAGCUGAUAAAAUCGUGUAUUUCUGUGUGUCAUAAGCCUGAGAGACGGAUGAGAGUUCGCCACCCUGAAAUCAAGAUUUUGUGAUUUUUAUGGGUUGUGGGGUAAACGAGCCUAAUGUGGGCCAGUACUGUUGACAGCCAGCGUUCUUGUGUGCCAAUUAUAGCAGCCAGCCGACUUUAUAAGACAGUUUCCAGUGUUAAAUUGUUAUUCUUUUGUGGAUGCAUGUGAAAUACUUGAAAAAAUAAAGACGAAAUCUGUAA